AGACUUGUAAGACAAGAGAAAGGUGGGAUGUUGAUCGCCAGAUCCUGCCUUCCGGGAGCCCGGUGUCUGCUGCUCUCGCUUCUGCUCCUGACAGUCUGGGAGGCUGCCAGCGGUCAGCUCCAUUACUCGGUCCAGGAGGAAGCCAAACACGGCACCUUCGUGGGCCGCAUAGCGCAAGACCUGGGGUUGGAACUGGAAGACCUGGUGCCCCGCCUAUUUCGGGUAGCAUCCGAGGGCCGCGGGGAUCUUCUGGAGGUAAAUCUGCAGAAUGGCAUUUUGUUUGUGAAUUCUCGGAUCGACCGGGAGGAGCUGUGCGGGCGGAGCGCGGAGUGUAGCAUCCACCUGGAGGUGAUCGUGGACAGACCGCUGCAGGUUUUCCAUGUGGAGGUGGAGGUAAAGGACAUUAAUGACAACCCUCCGAUGUUCUCCGUGACAGAACAAAAGAUCUCAAUACCCGAGUCUAGACUGCUUGACUCUAGAUUUCCGCUGGAAGGCGCUUCUGAUGCAGAUGUUGGAGAGAACGCGAUGAUUACUUAUAAACUCAGUUCAAAUGAGUUUUUCAUUCUUGAUAUUAUAAGCAAAAAAGACAAAGGCAAGUUCCCAGUCCUUGUUUUGAGAAAACUGCUAGACCGUGAAGAAAACCCACAGCUUAAGUUAUUAUUGACGGCAACGGAUGGGGGCAAACCUGAAUUCACAGGAUCUGUUUCUGUGUUCAUUUUUGUGUUGGAUGUUAAUGAUAAUGCUCCUACAUUUGACAGAUCCGUUUAUGAAGUGAAGAUGUAUGAAAAUCAAGCGAACCAAACGUUAGUAAUAUGGCUAAAUGCUUCUGACGCGGAUGAAGGCAUAAACAAGGAAAUGGUGUAUUCUUUUAGCCCUUUGGUCCCACCCAUCAUAAGAAGGAAAUUUUUAAUUAAUGAAAUGACAGGAGAAAUAAAAGUAAAUGAUUAUAUUGACUUUGAAGAUAGAAACAUUUAUGAAAUUCAUGUAGAUGUUUCAGAUAAAGGAACUCCACCUAUGGUUGGUCACUGCACUGUAUUAGUAGAAAUCCUCGAUGAAAAUGACAAUUCUCCUAAGGUAGUUGUCACUUCUUUGGCUCUCCCAGUAGAAGAGAAUGCUCAAGUGGGCACUGUCAUUGCCCUAAUUAGCGUGUCUGACCAAGACUCUGGAGUCAAUGGUCAGGUGAUUUGCUCCCUGACACCCCACAUCCCUUUCAAGCUGGUGUCCACUUUCAAAAAUUACUAUUCUUUGGUGUUGGACAGCACCCUGGAUCGCGAGACCAUAUCUGAGUAUGAUUUGGUGGUGACUGCAAGGGAUGGGGGCUCGCCUUCACUGUGGGCCACAGCCAGCUUGUUGGUGGAGGUGGCAGAUGUGAACGACAAUGCACCAGUGUUUGCGCAGCCCGAGUACACGGUGUUCGUGAAGGAGAACAACCCGCCAGGCUGUCACAUCUUCACGGUGUCUGCGCAUGACGCGGAUGCACGGGAGAAUGCGCUGGUGUCCUACUCUCUGGUGGAGCGUCGUGUGGGUGAGCGUGCGCUGUCGAGCUACGUGUCAGUGCAUGCGGAGAGCGGCAAGGUGUAUGCGCUGCAGCCUUUGGACCAUGAGGAGUUGGAGCUGCUGCAGUUCCAGGUGAGCGCGCGGGACUCUGGUGUUCCACCCCUGGGCAGCAACGUGACUUUACAAGUGUUCGUGCUGGAUGAGAACGACAACGCGCCAGCACUGCUGAGACCUUGGACACAGGGAGCAGGCGGCUCUGUGAGCGAGCUGGUAUCGCGGUCAGUUAGUGCGGGCCACGUAGUGGCGAAGGUGCGGGCGGUGGACGCAGACUCUGGCUACAAUGCUUGGCUGUCUUAUGAGCUGCUACCUGCGAAGGGCAGUCCUCGAAGUCCAUUCCGUGUGGGGCUGUACACAGGCGAGAUCAGCACCACGCGCUUGCUGGAUGAGGCGGACUCACCCAGCCAGAUCUUGCUGGUUCUGGUGAAAGACCACGGUGAGCCGGCACUGACCGCUACUACCACAGUUCUGGUAUCUCUGGUGGAGAAUGGUCAGACGCCAAAGGCCUCUUUGCGAGCGUCAGCUGGAGCUGCGAACGCAGAGGUGGCGUUGGUGGAUAUCAAUGUGUACCUGAUCAUUGCCAUCUGUGCGAUAUCCAGCCUGUUGGUGCUCACGCUGCUACUGUACACCGCACUGCGGUGCUCAGAGGCGCCCACUGAGGGCGCCUGCAGGCCUGGGAAGCCCACGCUGGUGUGCUCUAGCGCCGUGGGGAGCUGGUCAUACUCUCAGCAGAGGAGGCAGGUGUGUUCUGGUGAGAGCCCACCCAAGACUGACCUCAUGGCUUUCAGCCCUAGUAUUCCUCCUGGUUCAGGUUCUGGAGAUAGUGGAGUCCAACAGGAGAUCUUUGAAAAUGUGAGUACAGCAAUACUGUGA
Molecule: messenger RNA, 2427 nt
Organism: Urocitellus parryii (Arctic ground squirrel)
Lineage: Eukaryota; Metazoa; Chordata; Mammalia; Rodentia; Sciuridae
Product: protocadherin alpha-10-like
Biological process (GO): homophilic cell-cell adhesion
Cellular component (GO): plasma membrane
Molecular function (GO): calcium ion binding
Source: RefSeq, a predicted model, not a curated record